GGGGAAUUUUACCUCGUUUGGUUGCCCACAUACCCGUGUCUUACCAAUCUAAAAGAAAACAAGGAAGUGAGUGACUCACCGUCGUCAUUUUUCAUUCCAGACACACUGCGUCGCCAUCCCGCUUUAUGUCAUGGCGCAAUCAACACAGACGGCGGUGCCGACCAUGAAUGUGAUUCUUGUACCCGAGUAUUAUUACGCGGUCGACAUCAACUACUUGACGCAUAUGAUUGCGGAUAUGCUCGGUCGAUUGAUAACCCACAACGACCUUAUUCCCCUAACGCCCAGCAAUCUAACCCGCUUCCAUUCCAGGACGCCGCCCAAUAUAUCACUCAGUGACUACUUGCGUCGUAUUGUCAAAUAUACUUCAGUCGAAAAGUCCUGUCUCCUCAUUCUGCUUAUUUAUAUCGAUCGUGUAUGCGAGCUUCAUCCUCAGUUUACAAUAUCUUCUUUAACGGCCCAUCGAUUCCUAAUUACAGCCGUUACCGUAUCCUCGAAGGCGCUGUGUGACUCUUACUGUACCAAUACACAUUACGCGAAAGUGGGAGGUAUUUCCACACAAGAGCUGAACGCAUUGGAGCUAGAGUUCCUCACUUUGAUCGAUUGGCAUCUUGCGAGUACUGGGCCUAUCUUGCAGCAAUACUACGCAAACUUAGUACAGCAGCAUCCGUGUUACGAACGCAUGCGGUCCGAGCCAUCGUCCGUUUCAGAAUCAUCGACUUCAACAAGAAAAAGACGACGAAGCAGUAGUGGCGAUGCUAAAUCACAGCCAGAGAAAAGUCCAUCCAAGGGGUCAGACCACGUGAUAGAACAUAAAAACGCGAUAGAGCAUAGAAACGAUUCGAGUAACCUUGGAAAUGGAUCAGACAUCGUUGGCGAAGAAGAGAUUAUGCACCAUUUCAGCCAGUUACUCGAUGAUGACAACAUACCCUAUAUUGCAUGAUCUGGUUGCCAAAAAUUUUGGAAUCUCACCUUGUUUUGCUUGGAACGCCUGCCUUUCUCCCGCCCAAAUUCAUCCCAUGGAAAAAACGCGGGCGUUUUUUCCGCUAUUCUUUAAUGUUGCUGAAAAAUUAUUUAUCCUUUUUUUUUCUUAUAGUUAUCAUUGUUAUGCAGAUUGUAUAUAUUGGGUUUUUUCUUCCUCAAGCAGAAACGAAGAAGAUAAUAACAUAAAAUUAACGGAAUUCAUACCAUUUUUGGAGUUCUAUCAAA
Radiomyces spectabilis is the source of this 1206-nucleotide messenger RNA. RefSeq names its product cyclin-domain-containing protein. Gene Ontology annotation, biological process: regulation of cyclin-dependent protein serine/threonine kinase activity. The record is from RefSeq and is a predicted model, not a curated record. NCBI's taxonomy places the organism in Eukaryota, Fungi, Mucoromycota, Mucoromycetes, Mucorales, Radiomycetaceae. The transcript has 2 exons. Gene Ontology annotation, molecular function: cyclin-dependent protein serine/threonine kinase regulator activity; protein kinase binding. Gene Ontology annotation, cellular component: nucleus; cyclin-dependent protein kinase holoenzyme complex. The coding region runs from base 131 to 940 and encodes 269 amino acids.